AUGUGUGUUUGGGUUUUGGUUGGAAAAUCCAUUUUUUGUGCUUUCGGUGUGUUUGCUUGGCGGGCAGAAAAUGUACGUAACGGCACACACACCAAGCCGGACCCCAUGAAAACAACCUCUUAUAGCAACCAAAUUAAAGUCACUGUGCUCUAUGCUGCUCUAGAAUUUAGAAAGAUAGAGGCAGGACACGCAGGGAUUUUGGCAUGGGAACUGGGAAGUAGAGUUUUCCGUUAUUCGGUGAAUAUUGAGAAACUAGUUCAAAACAGUGGCAUUGACCAUUGUCUACACUGUAUAUUUUUAAUAAAUGAAGAGCGUGAUCCUGUUUUGGACUAG
Molecule: messenger RNA, 333 nt
Organism: Dovyalis caffra
Lineage: Eukaryota; Viridiplantae; Streptophyta; Magnoliopsida; Malpighiales; Salicaceae
Source: the annotation of a GenBank genome assembly